AGCAGAUCAGUCAGAAUGAAACAAGUCUGCCUCAUAGUUUCUUUGCUUUUCUAGAAAUUCUAACUUAGUUGAGCUAUAUACAUCUAAUGAAUAGAGUAUUUUGAUAUUUUUUAAAAUUAUUUAUUGAAUUGAAACCAAAUGCCACAAUUUUCUCAUCUAUUUAAAGAAAUUUUUAAAAUAGUUAUUUGGUCUUCUAUAGUCUUCAUUAGGAUCUUCAUAAUGUCUCCACUAAAAUUAUCUUGGGUGCGGCACAUCCUCAAAGGUCUUCUCUUGGUUUUGGCAGCUACAAUUUUCUACAAUGAAUGGCUGGCUUUAAAAUUUGAAAUGCAGUCAUGGGAGGCCAUGGCUGUUGGUCAACACUAUGGCAAAGGCGUUGCUGCUCGUGUGCUGCUUGUGGCUGAUCCUCAAAUGCUCAGUCCAUUGUCUGAGCCAUACUUCCCUCUCAGUUUAUUAGCCAUUUGGGAUGCUAAUCGUUUCAUGAGGAGAGGCUUUCAAGCUGCUCUGAGCACUGCCAAGCCUGAUGUUGUAGUAUUCCUGGGAGACUUACUCAAUGAUGGCAGUGUUGCAAGUGAUAGCGAGUUUAAUAACAUGAAAAAUAAUUUCCUCGCUGACUUUGCUGUACCUGAAACUGUCAAGCUUGUGAUCUACCUGCCUGGUGACAAUGAUGUUGGUGGAGAAGCUGGCGACUUGCUUACUGUGGCUAAAAUUGCGCGGUUCCAAAAAGCUUUCCCUAUGCCCAGCAGUCUGCACUACAUGUUCAUGGAGAUGGUACCAGUGAGUCCUGCUCUAGGAAGCUCCAGUCCCCCAAUAUUGGAGACCCCGCCUGGAGUACUGCGGCUGUUGCUUUCGCACUCCCCUCUCCUGCCCAGCACUCUCAACAGGAAGAGGCUACAAGCUGAGAAACCAACAUUAAUUUUCUCGGGCCAUUUCCACGAGUCAUUCCAUUUCUCUGGCGACAAAAGCAAGUUCCAUGCGUCGAAGUUCUGGCCGUUCAACGAGCGCGGUACUGUGCUCAACUUCACGUUAUUCUCCGACGAGGUCCACGAGAUUAUCGUACCUACAUGCAACUACAGGAUGGGGAAAAAGUCUUAUGGCUUUGGCCUCGCAGUCCUAGACAGCACAGGUUGGCUGGAAUACGGUGUGUUGUGGCUGCCUUCGCGAUUCUGGCAGCUGCAGUUGUACUGUUGCAUCAUGAGCCUAAUGUUCCUCUUGCUGCUACUUCCGAACAUCUUACGGCUGUGCUACGCAGUGUACUGCUACAGCAAGCUGCUCUGCCGCAGUACUGCUCAUCAAAACCCGGCUACAAAAUUAACUCAAACGCGGAAAGGCUACGUUCAGCUUGUCCCAUUGCCCUGAUUAUCUCCCUCUGCAUUCACUCCAGCUUGAUAUAAUUGAUACUCGUCAAGUCCUUUUAAUUCACGAGUCUCUACCUUAGUGCCUACUAUUGUUGCGUCACAGUGACGUAAUGUCCCGUUGAAGUCAACCCUGCCGUUCUUAUAAUGAGGCACACGUUCAACUAUUACUGACGUUGCCUUAUCAUUCUCCGUCUUGUUCAAUGCUGGUCUGUUCUUAAUUCCCGUGCUUUAGACAAGGAAUGAAGAACAAAUAUCCUGAGAACUAUGUAAUCUCAAAUGAAUAUACAUUUUGUAAUCUUUUUUCCUUCUACAUCUACUUAGAAUCUCAAACCUGAACUCAAAUAAUCUCACACUUGAACUAGUCCGUCAUCAUUCCAUUCAAUUAAGUGAAUCUAACGUUUUUUAUCGAUUUAUAUCAAUGUUUAUUAAGCUAAAUCGUAACUUAUCAUGUCUCGUAAUAAGUAUAGCAUUUGUGGCCUU
This is a messenger RNA of Hyalella azteca, 1835 nucleotides long. RefSeq lists its product as uncharacterized. Gene Ontology annotation, biological process: GPI anchor biosynthetic process. Gene Ontology annotation, cellular component: endoplasmic reticulum. The coding region runs from base 139 to 1356 and encodes 405 amino acids. Gene Ontology annotation, molecular function: hydrolase activity. Lineage: Eukaryota; Metazoa; Arthropoda; Malacostraca; Amphipoda; Hyalellidae. The record is from RefSeq and is a predicted model, not a curated record. The transcript has 7 exons.